CUGCCGCCACCACGAGACCGAACUUUGAGCAGUAGCGCCGCAAGCCGCAACCUUGAGCCCCAAUUUCCCGGCGAGAAGGCGUCUGAGAUCGUGCAACCGAAAGCGGGAAACCGCCGGCGAAGAGCUUCAGUCCCGACGGCUGAAGAGACCAAGCGCGAUUGUCGGAGGCUGACCCUUCGCGACGAGUCGAGCAGCCCUGCCUGUAAUGCCCCACCCCGAGCUUUUCUCCGGCAACAAGCAAUAGCCGCUCGCGACUCUUAUCGAGCAGCCAUCGGUUUCAAUUCCGAGCAGCAGAGCCCCGAUCGUGUUAUACGACGAGCAGCGGGGACUUUUCCGACGAACAGCGGCCCUUUCGGCCCCGGGCGAGAAGAGAAGCGGGUUGAUCCUUUGCCGAGAGCCCCGAACAGCUUGUUUUCCAUGUCCUGUUACCGGGCAGCAGCUCGGGACUUGUCGACCGUCUCCAGGGGAUGUCCGUCGAGCGAACCGAGCCUCCCGUUCGGGUCGCCGGAUGGAGGGCCUGCGAUGAUGGCGAGAGGAGGAUGGUGGUUGCGCGACAGAGAUGAAGGGGCGAGGUCUGCGACGGCGGAGGGCAGCGGCUUCGCGAAGGAGAAGAGCUCGCGGUGGAGAAGGGCUCGCCAGCGACUUCUCACACGCAGGGUCAAUGAGAGGGAGAUUUUCUACUUUUCUGCUGAGGGAGACGAGAGAUGA
Messenger RNA from Striga asiatica, 708 nucleotides. The record is from the annotation of a GenBank genome assembly. Lineage: Eukaryota; Viridiplantae; Streptophyta; Magnoliopsida; Lamiales; Orobanchaceae.